Molecule: messenger RNA, 392 nt
Organism: Paraglomus brasilianum
Lineage: Eukaryota; Fungi; Glomeromycota; Glomeromycetes; Paraglomerales; Paraglomeraceae
Source: the annotation of a GenBank genome assembly
UUGGACACACAAGGAGACUCAGGCUACUACAUCUGGAGCAUCUGUCACCAGUGGUCCAAUUACACUGUUCUACCUUGUUUAUGGUGACAGCAUUGAAAAGGCGUUUAAAGUUGUCAUUGAGAAGGACAAAGACGUCAAUGAUCUCAAGAUAGCCAUCAAGGAGAAGAGACAGAGCAUGCUCCAUAAUAUAGAUACUGCUGACCUCGUGUUGUGGAGAGUGAAUAUUCCCACACAUGAAAAGACAAAGGUCGAACUACUCAAAAGCAGCGAAGCAGAUAUCGAAAAGGAUUUAGGGGGUGUGAAGAUAGUAGAUCCAACAGCAGAUAUUAGUGAGGAAUUUGGUGCACUACCCCCCAAGAAGCAUAUCCAUGUCAUCAUCAUGCGCCUGCCUC